Messenger RNA from Phyllostomus hastatus (greater spear-nosed bat), 1876 nucleotides. RefSeq names its product natural cytotoxicity triggering receptor 1-like. Bases 617 to 1648 code for a protein of 343 amino acids. Lineage: Eukaryota; Metazoa; Chordata; Mammalia; Chiroptera; Phyllostomidae. The record is from RefSeq and is a predicted model, not a curated record. The transcript has 6 exons.
AUAACAGACUGAAAUGAUGUAUUUAUGUAAGAAACAGAACAUUUUUUUGCUUAAAGGAUUGCAUUUUAUUGAAACACGUGUAACAAAUCUUUUUUAUCUUAUCAUUAUCCUCUCACUUUUUAAAUUUUAUUUACUUUUAUUUUUUAUUUAUUUUUUUACUGUCGUAACAAAUCUUUUUAGAAGAUGGAGUUGUCAUUCUAUUCUGAUGAAACCAAUUGACCAAUCCAAGCACAUACAUGCUGUACACAGAGAGCCAAAGUUAAACACACUUUUUCUUUUUUCAUGAUUCUAAGGUUUUUGCUGGAACACUGCCCCAUGCCUUCCCUGGGCAUAAUGUCCACAGUUCAAAUUUUAGACAUUGAGGUUCAGGCGGGGCAGACAAGUGUCCGAGACCCUGGUUCGGCCUCAGAGAGGGUCAGCUGGGUCCUGAGCACCCUGCCCCUCCUCACGCCGCCUGGGCAGAGCUGGAGGAAGAACUGCAAAUGUUCCUGUAACACGGUCACAGCAGAAGUCCCACGGCGGCUGGUGCCGGGCUCCACACACCACAUCCUGUGUUGCUCGGGCUCCCAAACUCAGUCUCCACCCUGCUGCCCCACAUUCGCUGGCAGCCUCUGCUAUGCUUUCCACGGUCGCUGCCCUGCUCGGUGAGUUCCCACCUGGAAGGGAGCCGGGAUCCAGGGUGCCUGGUUCGGCAACGUCUCAUUAUUCCUGUCUUCCAGGGCUAUGUCUGUGCCAGCGGAUCAGCGCCCAGAAACAGACCCUCUCGAAACCCAUCAUCUGGGCCAAGCCUGGUUCCGUAAUUCCCAAAGGAAUGGCAGUGAUCAUCUGGUGCGAAGGAACUUUCGGGGCCGUUGAGUACCAACUGCAUUUUGACGGACUUCUUUCCUCCUUCGAAAGACCAACCCCCCCUGGAAUUACGAACAAGGUCAAGUUCGCCAUCCGGCUCAUGACCCAACGCAGUGCAGGGCAAUACAGGUGCUUCUACAGAGAGGGGGAGCUCUGGUCAGAGCCCAGUGACCCUCUGGAUCUGGUGGUAACAGGAAUGUAUGACACACCCACCCUCUCAGUUCAUCCUGGGUCUAAGGUGAUCCCAGGAGAAAAUGUGACCUUCCAUUGCCAUCUAGAGACUGGAACAAGCACGUUCUUUCUGCUCAAGGAGGGAAGACUCAGCAGCCCACAGCGCAGAAAUGGGAAAUUUCAAGCAGAGUUCCCCAUGGGGCCUGUGACCACUGCCCAUUCAGGGACAUACAGGUGUUUUGGUUCUUACAAUGACUUCAUGUGGUCUUUCCCCAGCGAGACUGUGGUGCUCCUGGUCACAGGAGACGUUGGGGACACCAACCUUGCACCCACAGGACAGCCCUCUUCUGAUGCUUGGGAGCCCUCCUUGUUCACCACAGAGGUGGUGGGAUUCCAGGAAGGUCGUGUCAUCUGGGAUCACCGAGCUGACACUCUUCUACGGGUGGGUCUCAUUUUCCUGGUCCUGGUGGCCCUUGUGUGUCUCCUGGCUGAAGACUGGCUCCGAGGGAAGACAACAGAAGAGAUAGCCAAUGGGGCUUCAAAACAGGAAUGCAGGGUAAGGUUCAGGACCCAGAGAGCCCUGGACAAAGGACGGAGAGAUGCAGUGGCCAUCGGUAAAGCUGAACUCUGACCUUGACUUUGGGCCACGUGAUCUCCAGGUUUGAGGGAAACUAAGGGGCGUGUGCAUGGAGUUUGAUGCACCAUCCUGGAGGGAGCAAGAAGGGAGGAUGAAGAUGCUAAGUUCUGCUGCAGGAGAUCCCACUGUCUCUUAGAACUCUAGGUUAUAAGUAUUUUUAUUGUUGUUGAAUUUAUUAGGUUGACAUUGAUUAAUUAAAUUAUAUAGGUUUGGGGUAUACAA